Messenger RNA from Biomphalaria glabrata, 9395 nucleotides. RefSeq names its product post-GPI attachment to proteins factor 6-like. The coding region runs from base 316 to 2763 and encodes 815 amino acids. The record is from RefSeq and is a predicted model, not a curated record. The transcript has 14 exons. Gene Ontology annotation, cellular component: plasma membrane. NCBI's taxonomy places the organism in Eukaryota, Metazoa, Mollusca, Gastropoda, Planorbidae.
ACCAAAAUAUUGUAGCUACGGGGUUGUGUACAAAAUCUAGUCUAGGGUUUAGCGAUCUAGAAAUCUAGAUGUAGACAUUGUAGACAAGAUCUAUUUCUAAUGUAGAUCUAGAACUCAAUAGAUCUGAUAUUUCAAAAUGAUAUCUUUUUAUUAAAUGUUUAGUUUCUCUUAAUUAAGAGGUUUCAAAUCACCAUGAAAUGAUCAAUCAUCAUUGUCAUUGACUUCAUUGAGUUAUUGAGCCUCUCAUUGAUGAGAUUAUCAUCAACAAUCAUGAUAAUGAUGACAUAAUCAUAAUGCCAAUAUAAUGUAAUCUGCAUGAUAAUUAUAAAUAUUAAAAUAAAUAAUAUCAAUCAUGAUAAUAAAUAUUAUAUUAUAAUCAUGACAAUGGACUGGAUUCUGAAAAGUAUAAGGAUAAUAUGGAACUACAAUAGUAACACUGCCACUGCCACUUGUUUAACUUCAACUUUCAGGAUAUCCCUUAUGCUUAUCAUAUUUUGUAUAAGUGUGUCAGCAAACACAGAGAUGAAUUUGGCAGCUGAAGUUUCUGGCUAUACCUAUUAUGGCGAUGUGGUGCCAGUGAAAUACUUUGUACAAUCUGGGCUAUCGCACAUCAAUUUCACUAUAAGAAUAUCAAGAAAUAAACAAGAAUGUCCUUAUUACACAUCCACAAUCUUAAUUCAACAUGCUGGUCUGCCUUUGGUUUACCAAACAGAGAAUACAUUCCCAUCAAACUUUAUAACGACAGACCCAACAUUUAUUCUAGAAAUGAACCCGGAUGUCCAAAUUUCAUUUACUGUUGUCAGACCUCUACCUGGUAACUGGUUUAUCAUAGCAUAUGAUGACUAUAUUUCUAAUGAAAUCAAACAAAAGGGUAUUGAUUCCAAAAAUUGUUACUAUUCUAUCAUGUCAAGAGUGUCUUUGGGAGAUUUGGUGAAUGCUACACACAUAGACUAUGGCACUGUACAAACUCAUACCAUUGGCUCAUCAGGGAAAAUGUUUAGUUUCAAGCUACCGCAGUCAACCUACGGCUUCGAUAUUGUGAUAACUAAAUGUGUCCCCCAGGCGUGUAACGUGACAGUAUCUUACCUCCCCUCUCUACAGAACAGCAUCCAGUUGGAAUACUGUCAGGACGUCAAAAACUGUUCCAUGCAUGUGCAAUCACCAAAUGUGGAUGACAUUCAACUCAUAGAGAUACAAUACAUUGGCCUGAAAGGAUCACAGCAGGUCACUUUUUCUGUAGUUGUCCAUGGAUGUGUUCACUGGAAGUCAUCUACUGUUUCCCAAUGUAAAACUCUAUCACUGUUGGAUAGAAUGCAUGUGCCUGAGACCUACAAUAUUUACUUUGGCUACAUUUCCUCAAAUACAUUUGCCUUUAAUAAGCUGAAUCUAACCAUGGCCCCAUUGGUUGUUGUGCCAUUUUUAAUAGAAGACCCACUGGACAUAGGAGGCACCUUGAAAUUCAGGCUGCAGAUUGUCAAAUACAUUUAUGGUCUUUCCACCUACAUGCAUCUCUGUGGAGGUUUGAUCUUCAACCACUUGCCAUCUUUCAAUGGGUCAUUUGACCUUUGUACAAGCUUGCCCUUUGUCAUCAACCGCACUGUGACAGGUGUGAAUUUUUCUCAGAUUGUCCAGUAUGUACCGUAUCCGAGAGCAGGUACCUGGCAUGUAGUCCUUCAGACACAGUGUUUUGAACAAGGGACUGACAAAUCAGUAGUUUGUCCACCAAACGUCACUGCAGAAAUUAGCUUGGAGAUACAACCGUGUUUGGACAAUGGCUGUUCCAGCAAGGGUCAAUGCAAGCUUAUAGGCCAGGGGUCACAUCGCAUUGUUCUUACAGCUUGUAAAUGUGAUGCAGACUAUCAAGGCUAUGCAUGUACUGAUCCUAUAAAAGCUCAGUCAGUCCUAAUUCAAUUAGUCGCAGCUCUACUGUUAACUCUCUCCAACUUGUUUUUCUUGCCUGCCAUCAUCAUUGCUCUGAAACGUCGUUUUAUCUUAGAGGCAUGUGUCUACACUUAUACCAUGUUCUUUUCUACAUUUUAUCAUGCCUGUGACGGAGACAGACUUGCUCUCUACCGCUUGUGUAUAGCCUCAUACGAAGUUCUGCAAGCCUCAGAUUUUUUUGGCUCCUACUGUUCUAUAUGGUAUACAUUAAUAGCUAUGGCCCAGAUUAGGUUUCUAAGGCUUGCUCAUGUACUGCAAACUAUUGGUGCUUUUUUUAUAUUUGUGGGUGUUGUGUAUGAUAGGCGGAGUGUCUGUAUGAUAAUCGUCCCACUGUUGUGUGGUAUUGUUCUUAUUGGAGUAUCUUGGGGUAUAAAAAUGUAUAAGAGAAAAAAGCUGUAUCCGUCCUGGAAGCGUUACGCUUUCUUUCUUCUCCCUGGGUGUGUCUUAGCAGCUACUGGGGGCUCAGUCUUCAUCUUCUUAGAGACCACAGAGAACUACAAAUACCUUCACAGCUUCUGGCACGUGUGUGUUGCCUUGUGUAUAUGUUUCUUGCUGCCUCCCCACCCACCCAAGAAAGUUGUUCACUCUGGCCAACAGGACUUGGUAGAAUCAGAACCUCCUAACAACACCACUUCCUUUGAUGUUCCUCAACUGUCUGAGUGCCUGCCCACAAAUGAUAGCCCUCAGGCAGCUGAUAGCUCUCACAUAACCGACAGUCCACGCACUACUGACAGUCCACGCACUACUGACAGUCCUUGCACUACGGAUAGUCCCCGCACCACAAGCUCAUCCCUUGAAAGCAUGCAUAACUCUGACCAGUGAUGGCCUACAAAAGAAGGAUUACUGGACUUUUUGUGGCUUAUGUGAACUUUGUAUAGCUGUUUACUCCUAUUGUUAAGUAUCUGUAGUGAGAUGUGGGAUCAAAGGGCUCACACUGUUAGCCUAGAUCAAUAUAUUAAGAGACAUAAAGAACCCUUUUUUAGAAAGAUGAAAAAAAAAUUGAAACAUUUAACAGCUUAAUUAAGAGUUAUGCUUAAACCUAGAUAGAUCAAACUUCUUGGGAGUGUGUGGUUCACAUUCAACAUUAUCAUAUGUAAUCCAAAAAAAAAUCCACAGAGACAUAUUUAUUUACUAUUAUAUGAAACCAGUUUUAACAAGUUUGAUGUUUGACUUAAGCCUAACAUUUUAUGCUUUUCAAUUAUAAUAGUAGUCUUAUAAAAUCAGUUGUUUUUUUUGCUUAAAGUUAUUGAUAGUUUGGUUUCUACUACCAUUAGGCUCAUUCUUCUGUUUGUUUUAAUUGAGUAUUCUAUCACAUGACAGGUGCAAAACUUUAAAAAACAUAGUUAAUUAUAUUUAGACAUAUGAAUCAGAGUCAACCCACACAAGACUUGUUGUCUCUCUUCUGCAUACCCAGCCAUUCUUUCCUCACUGAAUGAUGUCUAUUCAUUGUGCAUUCUUACAAAAUGUUUUCUUCUAUAGUUCCAACUUUUGCUACUCUGAGGUUCUAUUUAUUGGUUAUGUUUUGUAAAUUUAAAGUUUUCUUUUUUGUUAACUUAAUAUUCUUGUUUAGAUUACAAUAUAAUUCAAUAUAAUUCAUUAUACUUUUAAAAAUAGUUUGAUACAUUUGAAAUGAACACUUCUGGGAUGUAUGUUCUGUUUAAAAUCUCUGAUGAUCUUUGUAUUGAAGAAUAUAGUAGUCUGCAUAGCAGGUUCUCAUACAAUAUUUUUGCUCCUAUAACCUGCAUAUGCGUAUAACUCGCACAAAUUACAACAAAAAAAAAUUUAAAAUAUACAAUCCUUAUAUGACACGCAUGUGCAAAGCACACUUGCUGUAAACUUGUCACAAUUAAUUACUGGUAUAUUAAAGAGUCUCUGCCCAUCAGUACGAUUUGCUUUCUUGAGGUUUAUAAUGAAAUGUUCAUAAAUCUUCCCAAUCUACAGUUCACAACCACACAGUGAACUAUAGGAGGUAUAAAAGACCCACCUGUAUGUCCAUAGUUUCUGUUAAGCUAUGUUUAUGAGUAAAAUAAAUUUUGUAAACCCCGCAACUUUGUAUAUCUUGCACAGCUGCCAUUUGGUUGUAAAAACUUGUAUUACCCGUGGAUUAUAUGUGCGAAAAUACGGUGAGGGUAAUACUAUGAAGUGAUUGUAUUUCUUGAUUUCAUUAGGAUAUAGAUAGAGAAAGAUAAUGUAGUGCUUGUGAAUUCAAAUGAUACUGCAUUUUUGUCAAACUCCUCUACUAACAUAAGAAAAUAACUUAGUCGGUAGUUGUUUUUAGCUUUAGCACUCAUUUCUAGAACGUAAUUAUUUAUGAAAAUUUCAACAUUUCUGUACAGUGUAAGGCCCUUUUCUAUUUCUCUGCCUUCAUGCCAUCACAUUAUGAUGUAACACUGGGACACAUACAUUCAGCCAUUUAGGUCUUGGUUACAGCAUACUCUAUUUGAUCCCUUUAAAGCAAAAUGAAUUGUGAACUAAUAGUCUUAAAAGAAAAGCUGUAUCAUUCCUAAGUGAACAUUUUCAGAAGUUGUUAAAGUUUAUCAUCCCUAAGUGAACAUUUUCAGAAGUUGUAAAAGUGACUACUUGGUGACUGAUGAGUGACUAAUGAAUGGGCUUUGACAUACUUGAUGAAAUUCUAAUGAUAAAUGCUGAGUAAUGGCUGUUUUAUUUUAGAAUAAUAGCUGUUUAAAUAUUAAAAACAAACAACCAGAUUUGACCUUUUCAAAACCAUUGGGCUAAAGGCUGUUUAUAUUUCACUGUCUCACUGUAUGUAAUGUCACUGUGACCUCAUAAUCUGAAUUGUUUAUCUUGUGUGGUGUGUGGUUUGUACAUUUGUUAGUGCCUACUUUCUGUGUACAUAAUAUUUAUGUACAGAUGAAAAUGACCAUUACCUGUAAUGUACUCUUGACUUGGAUGUACAGGUACAUAGUCCAAAGCUCAGUCCCAUUUAAACUUGUAUGUGUAUUUCAAUAUCAGUUUUUGAGAAGACUAUUCUAAUGUUGUUUGGUCAUCCAAUAUAGCAUUCUAUGUGAUUCUCAACCAGGAGCCUGGUAAUGUGUAAUAAGAAACUCUAUUGUCUUGUUUGUGUUAUCCUAACAUUCAUUCUGUUAGCCUAUAUAACAUUCAUUCUGUUAGCCUAUAUAACAUUUGUUAUGGUAUCCUACAUAACAUUCAUUCUGUUAGCCUAUAUAACAUUCAUUAUGCUAUCCUACAUAACACUCAUUCUGUUAGCCUAUAGAGCAUUCAUUAUGCUAUCCUACAUAAGAUUCAUUCUGUUAGCCUAUAUAGCAUUCAUUAUGCUAUCCUACAUAACAUUCAUUCUGUUAGCCUAUAUAACAUUCAUUAUGCUAUCCUACAUAACAUUCAUUCUGUUAGCCUAUAUAACAUUCAUUAUGCUAUCCUACAUAACAUUCAUUCUGUUAGCCUAUAUAACAUUCAUUAUGCUAUCCUACAUAACAUUCAUUAUGCUGUCCUACAUAACAUUCAUUAUGCUAUCCUACAUAACAUUCAUUAUGCUGUCCUACAUAACAUUCAUUAUGCUAUCCUACAUAACAUUCAUUAUGCUGUCCUACAUAACAUUCAUUAUGCUAUCCUACAUAACAUUCAUUACGCUGUCCUAUAAAACAUUCCCUUCCCUGAUUGAUAGUUGAACUGUUUCACUUGUUGACUUAUGGAGCCACUACCAAGAGCAGCAGAACUGUUUUAUCUUUUGAAUUCUUUUUAACUUGGAACGUUUUCUAAGAGUCAUUUCAUUGUCUUAAGUAUAAUCGACUUAUUGUACUCUGUACAAUGUUAAAAUAAUGUUUUCCAUGUCAAUGUGAUAAUAAUUUAAUUUUUUUCUUUUUUUUUUUUGCUUCUAUUUUGUAUUUUAAUAUAGUAUUAAUAACAAUACUAUUUAAUUUGUAUAGUGCUUGUUAACAAACUUAAUGGAGGCUAUGAGAACAUAUUCUUUAGUAUGAUCUAUUUUCUUUAAUGUGUAAUGGGUAGGGCAUACUUAAUGGUUGUCUGAGUUGUUCAAGUCUCAUGUGUAGAAACAUGUUUUAUGCUAUAGGGUGACUUUUAAGGUUUGUAUUGUUACUAAAAUUUAACAAAAAAUAAUCAAUCUUUUAGUGACUACUACUGUUGUUUAUUGGCAAGAUAAUGUACAAGUGACAAAUCUCAGUUCAUAUCCGCAGCAAAGACAGCCGUAACAUCAGGUAGAUCAAUGCUGUCUAGUAGUUUGGACUCCAUGGGAAUGGCAAGAUUACAUGGCAGUGGCAUAAUAUUUAAUUUAAAAAAAACAAAACUUAAGGGCCUUGUGUAUUUGCCCCCCCCCUCCCUUUCCCCUACCCUAGCUAUGCCACUUUCCUAUUUGUAGUUCUCUGGCUACUAACAUUGUCACACAUUGACAAAAAUAUCACUAGAGUUGUUGGAAAUUUUUAUUUACUUUGACUGUAAAUUUGAAGUGUUUCCAAAUCCAGGGUCUAUCCUUUCAGCUUUAUUUUCAUAGUAUAGGGGCAUUCUAAAUUGAAAAUUUACUGUUAGGGAACAAUGAAUAGUCGGCUGAGUGAUUAAGUGCUUGGCCUCCAAACCAAGGGGUCUUGGGUUUAAAUCCUGGUGAAGAAUGGGAUUUGAUAGGGUAUCCCUUGGUUCAUCCAGCUCUUAUAGGUACUUGACAUAUGCAGGAAGUGGCAUAAUUCUACUGUUAUUGAGUUAACCAAAAAUAAUUUCAUGUAUUCUUAAAGAUAUACCGUACUAGACAGUUUCCAAUAGUUGACCUGGUAUUCAAGAAUAAUUGGUCAUUUUUUAAUCCUCUCUCAUUAUCUCAAUUUUUAAAUUUUUAAACUGAAUACAUAUCAGCAUUAGGUCAAGUAUGAAAUGUCGGAAAUAAAUUACUUUUCAAAUACAACAGUAAUAAUUGGGUCUUGAUGACUGCAUUUUGUUAUAUGAAAAACUAUAACAUUCCAAAUCAUAACCCUCAAAAUGUUGUGAUAGUUUUCUAAUCUUUCAAAUGUCAAUGCAUUGUCCUAAUACAUCCAAUCCUAUCUUAAUAAUUAUCCCAUAAUUGAAUUAUGAACCAGUUGAAGGUUUUUGUCAGCAUGAGAUUGGACUGGUAAUUGUAUUGACUUUCAAACAAGGAUUAUUUGUCAAAUACCUUUUUUUAAGCCAUGCCUUUUGUUAUUAUUUCAUAUUAUAUUGUCUUUUAAUUGUUGUUUUAAGCGAUUCCUUUUUUUUUUUUUUUUUUUUUUUGUGCUGUCUCUGGUAUGGUUCUAUUCAUUCCACUUGAUUCUAUUAGUUAAAAUCAGCUUUUUUUUAAUACUUUAUUUUAUGGCCUUCCUGGAUAGCUGCCUGGUCAUAUGGUGUUCACUUGGGACUUUGAUCACCAUGUUCCAUAGUUUAAUCCAGCCCACUUUCAUCCGCUGAUGUCCUGCUUGAGGUCAGGGCUAGGACCUUAUAUUAUCUUCAUAUCCGAAGGAAUGUCAGAAAAUAAAAAUAAGAUUUCAUAAAAUUUGGAAAUGGCUAAAUUAGGAAGUAAUUUUUUAAAACUUUUUUUUUGUGCUAUUAUUUAAGUAGAUACUUUAAUAUUUAUUUAUAGUUGUGUUUGCUUUGCUUUUUCUUUUCUUUUUUUGUGGGGUAGCCAUAGUUUAUAAUUUUGAACAGACUCACUUUAAAUAUACACGACAUGAAUAAAGUCCUAGGCCUACAUAUGAAUACCCCAAUGUCCAUAAAGUCCUAGGCCUACCCCAAUGUCCAUAAAGUCCUAGGCCUACCCCAAUGUCCAUAAAGUCCUAGGCCCCUAGGGUUACUCUUCACAAGGGUCAAGUUUAGGGGGUUUAUUUUUUAAUUAGAAAAAAAAAAAUUGUUAGAAAAGAGUACCUGGCCUUAGCUGAGCAAAGUCAAAAGAUAAUUGAUAAUAGUGCUGGCCACACUCUUUCAAUAAAAUAAUGCACUAGAGAUAGCGGGACAUUCCUUGCCUUAUGCAUUGAUAAGUCUUUAUGGGAAUAUCCCCUUUAAUUUAAUGUAGAUUAUCAUGAUACUAUGUCAUUCAAUCAUCAUUUAAGAUUGCUCAGUGCUAUCUAGUCUACAUACUGGUGUGGUUCAUUCAUUAGGGGAGGGGAGUGAGGACAGGUCACUUCCAUCAGUUAGAUUAGUACUCGGCUACCCAAAGCAGUUUUAAGAGUUGGCUACCCCAAAGAAGUUUUAAAGAGUCUCUAUCAUAAUUAUUUUGUCAUGUAUGCUUCAUUUGUAAUAACUUAAUGUAAUAUUGAUUCUUUGGUCUUUCAUGUUGAUUUUAUUUAUGACUUUUUACAAAAUAAUUUUCUUCAAUUCUCAUUCUGAGCUCAAAUGUCAAUAAUGAAAAUAUAUUUGUAACUGUGAUAAACAAAUUGGUUUUAUAUUGCAAAUGAUCACAAUAAUUCAACUACAGACUUUUCUGCUCACCAUCACAAUACUUGAUACCUUCCUAGAUGAUCACAGUAACUGUGCAAUAAUUUCAUCACAUACCUUGAUCACAUGACUGAAGUUUGAUUGGGACAUUUUCUACUACAGUCAGGGAAACAACUGGACCUCUAGCCCAGUGAAUUAAAAAAAUGAUCAAAUCAUUAAGUUGAAAGGCAUGUGCAAAGUUUAUGAUAAUAGAAACAGUUAGUGCUGGAAUAGUCGCUUUAGGCUAGUAUUGACGUGUGGGCAGCCAAGCACUCGCAUAUUUACCCCCCAGGCUUUCCCCUAGCAAUUGAGAGGUCACUUCAUCUCUUAACUCUUUCUCUCCGUAAUUAUUUUCCAUGUUCCGAUGGAAUUAUUCAUUUUGCUCAUUUGUGUUUCACUACCAUGUUAUGAUUAGACUUCAAUAACUUUUUUGUUUGUUAUCAGAAAAUGUUAUAUUAGGUAUAUAAUUAUAAAAGAAUGCAUGUUGUUUAUAUAACCCAAAUUAAAGUUUAUAAAACCAAAAUUUAAUUUAAUGGGAUCAAAUCAACAUUGGUAGUGUCAGUUAGGAGAGAAAGAGUUAAGUUGCAAAGGAAAAAGAUAAUCCAGUUAGGAGAGAAAGAGUUAAGUUGCAAAGGAAAAAGAUAAUCCAGUUAGGAGAGAAAGAGUUAAGUUGCAAAGGAAAAAGAUAAUCCAGUUAGGAGAGAAAGAGUUAAGUUGCAAAGGAAAAAGAUAAUCCAGUUAGGAGAGAAAGAGUUAAGUUGCAAAGGGAAAAGAUUGUCUUUCGAGAUGUAAAAAAGUCACCAAGUCAUUAGGAGAUGCACCCACAGUUCAAUAUUUUGUUCCAAUCCAAACACAUGAUUUAAAUUAGAAUAUUUAUAUAGUGUGAAAUCCCUCUCCUCCAAGGUACACUGAAACACUAAUUGACAUGUUCAAUGAAUGUAUCUCUUCAUAUUGUGUUCUAUUUCAUGUUGUCAAAUAAUCUCUGUGUCUGAGUACACAUGUAUUCUAUUGAAAAUUGUGUUCUGUAAACAUAAUUAAACAAAAUUCCUUUA